AGGGGGCGGGGUGUUAAAUGUCAUACUUUUCUAUAUUUAUGACAUGUGACAACUUAUGCAAAAUGUGUGCACUCACUCAUCUACAACACAAUAGUUAAUUGAACGGUUACCUAGACUACAGUGCAUUUUGAAAAUAUUCAGAACCCUUCUCUUUUUCUACAUUACAGCCUUAUUCUAAAAUUGAUUUAAAAAAAUAAAAUCAUCAAUCUACACACAAUACCCCAUAGUGACAAAGCGAAAACAGGUUGACAUUUUUGCAAAUGUAUAUAAUACAUUUAAAAAAUACCUUAUUCACAUAAGUAUUCAUACCCUUUGCUAUGAGAUUUGAAAUUGAGCUCAGGUGCAUCCUGUUUCCAUUGAUCAUCCUUGAGAUGUUUCUACAACUUGAUUGGAGAACAGCUGUAAAUUCAAUUGUUUGACAUGAUUUUGAAAGGCACACAUCUGUCUAUAUAAGGUUCCACAGUUGACAGUGCACGUCAGAGCGAAAACCAAGCCAUGAGGUCGAAGGAAUUGUCCGUAGUGCGCUGAGACACAGAGCUGAGAAAGGGUACCAAAAAUAUUCUGCAGAAUGUCCAGGCUCUGGCUGGGCCACUCAAAGACAUUGAGAGACUUGUCCCGAAGCCACUCCUGCGUUGUCUUGGCUGUGUGCUAAGGGUCGUUGUCCUGUUAGGUGAACCUUCACCCCAGUCUGGUGUCCUGAGCUUUCUGGAUCUGGUUUUCAUCAAGGAUCUCUGUACUUUGCUCCGUUCAUCUUUCCCUCGAUCCUAACUACUUUCCCAGUCCCUGCCACUGAAAUACGUUCUCCACAGCAUGAUACUGCCACCAUCAUGUUUCAACGUAGGGAUGAUGGCAGGUUUCCUCCAGGCGUGACGCUUGGCAUUUAGGCCAAAGAGAUCAAUCUUUGUUUCAUCAGACCAGAGAAUCUUGUUUCUCAUGGUCUGAGAGUCCUUCAGGUGCCUUUUGGCAAACUCCAAGCUGGCUGUCAUGUGCCUUUUUACUGAGUGGCUUUCGUCUGGCCACUGUCAUAUAGGCCUGAUUGGUGGAGUGCUGUAGAGAUGGUUGUUCUUCUGGAAGGUUCUCCCAUCUCCACAGAGGAACUCUAGACCUCUGUCAGAGUGCGUUUCGGGUUCUUGGUCACCUCCUAGACCAAGCCUCUUCUCCCCCGAUUUCUCAGUUUGGCCAGGCGGCCAGCUCUAAAUUGAGUCUUUGUGGUUCCAAACUUCUUUCAUUUAAGAAUGAUUGAGGCCACUGUUCUUGGGGACCUUCAAUGCUGCAGAAAUGUUUUGGUAUCCUUCCCAGAUCUGUGCCUCGACACAAUCCUGGCUCGGAGUGCUACAAAUACUUCCUUAGACCUCAUACCCUGGUUUUCACUCUGAAAUGCACUGUCAACUGUGGGACCUUUAUAUAGGCAGAUGCGUGCCUUUCCAAAUCAUGGCCAAUCAAUUGAAUUUACCACAGGUGGACUCCAAUCUAGUUGUAGAAACAUCUUGAGGAUGAUCAAUGGAAACGAUGCACCUGAACUCAAUUUCGAGUCUCAUAGUAAAGGGUCUGAAUACUUAAACUGAAAUACCUUAUUUACUUUUAAUUUUUAAUACAUUAGCAGAAUUUUCUAAAAACCUCUGCUUUGUUAUUAUGGAGUAUUGUGUGUAGAUUGAUGAGGAAAUGUUUUUAUUUGGUCUUUUUUAGAAUAAGGCUGUAACAAAACAAAAUGUGGAAAAUGUUAAGGGGUCUGAGUACUUUCCAAAUGCACUGUAUACACACACAACACUGACACUCACACAAACCCACACACAUUCACAUGCUCUAAAUACACACACAACACACAGGAAUAACGAUACCACAUGCACACUUUCACAUUCAUCAUAAGCUGCUGCUAGACAAUUCUUUAUUCUUACACUUAUUAUUAUCUAUCCUGAUGCCUUGUCACUUUACCCUGCCUUCAUGUACAUAUCUACCUCAAAUGCAUUGUACCCCUGCACAUUGAUCUGGUCUUGGUACUCCCUGUAUAUAGCUCCAUUCUUGUGUAUUUUAUUCAUCUUGUGUUAAUUAUUAUUAUUAAUUUGGCGUAGUUGGGGAAGGCUCAUAAGCAAGCAUUUCACUGUCAAGUCUUGUAUUCGGCGCAUGUGACAAUAUUUGAUUUGACCAAUAUCAUGCUAUAAAACCUGCUGUCAUUCUAACAACAGUAGAUGCAUAUUAGAGUACAACACUUUUAGUGCUGUCAGCAGGUCCAGCAAAUGUGUCCUCUCUUUUAUUUUGGUUUUAAUUUCUUUUCACCAAUACUGGAGCAAUGUAAUGCCUUUGACUUAUGUCCUUUUGUAGUCAGAGUGCAAUAUAUAUAUAUAUAACUUCCUCAUUGACAAUAACAUUUUAGCUAAUGAUCUCUACCACUCUGAAGCAUGGCAAUUGUUCAUGUGUAUCGACAUGCUACUGUUGCUCUACAGGAAGUCAGGCCAUUAUAAAUGGUUUCAAACGAGAGCUGCAUUGCAUAUUUGUAGCUCACACUUCUGCAGGCAUGCCCAAGUGACAAGAGAAAACCCACACAGAGAACAAGAGUAACGCAGCUACACACAGACACACACACACACACACACUACAAAGAAUGUCAAAAAGACAAUGGUGAAACUAAGUCUCUCCUCCCCACCCCUCUCUCUCUCAUACACUCACACCUUCAGAGACUGACACCCAACAGGAAAUAAAACCAGAGAAAAUGUAAAUGAGCUUCACUGAAAAUCAGAGAUCAUUUAGUUCAGGCAACAGAGUGAAAAGAGAGACGAGAGAGGGAGGGGGGUCUAACUGGUGAGUGAAGAAGGAAGGUGAGAGAAAGUGGUGUUUGUGCGCCUGCAGCAGGAACAGCAGUCAGUGGAGGGAGUUUGUGUAUGUGUGUGAGUUUGCGCCAUGCCCCAGGAGUAAUGGACUCCCAGAACCGGUCUGCACUGGACAUCUCCACCCGGAACCCCCAGGAGGACUUUGAGAUUCUGCUCCGGGUCGGUGGAGGCACAUAUGGCGAGGUUUACAAGGCUCGGAACAAGCAGAACGGGGAGCUGGCAGCUAUCAAAGUCAUCAAGAUGGAGCCAGAGGAGGAUUUCUCAGUAAUCCAGCAGGAGAUCGUCAUAGUGAAGAGCUGCAAGCACCGCAACAUUGUGGCCUACUAUGGCAGCUAUAUACAGGCCAACAAGCUGUCGAUCUGCAUGGAGUUCUGUGGAGGAGGCUCUCUUCAGGACGUUUACCAUGUGACCGGACCUCUCUCUGAGCUUCAGAUUGCAUUUAUCUGCAGGGAGAUGUUUCAGGGUCUGGAUUACUUACAUGGCCAGAAGAAGAUUCACAGAGACAUAAAGGGGGCCAACAUCCUCCUGAAUGACCAAGGAGAGGUGAAGCUAGCGGACUUUGGGAUUUCGGCACAGAUCACGGCUACUUUGGCACGGCGGAUGUCCUUCAUCGGGACUCCUUACUGGAUGGCGCCAGAGGUGGCUGCCGUGGAGAUAAAGGGGGGUUACAAUGAGCUGUGUGACGUGUGGUCUGUGGGAAUCACUGCCAUCGAGCUGGCUGAGCUGCAGCCUCCCCUAUUCGAUGUGCACCCACUACGGGUGCUGUUCCUCAUGUCAAAAAGUGGCUACCAGCCUCCUAAACUAAAGGAAAAGUCCAAAUGGUCCUCGAUUUUCUAUAACUUUGUCAAGACAAUGCUGAUCAGGAACACUAAGAAGAGACCCAGUGCCUCAAAGAUGCUGACACACCUGUUUCUGACCCAGCCGUGUCUGAGACAGGAUCUGAUCUUGGAUCUGCUGGAGAAGCUACGUCACCCUGAGAAACUGAAGCCCUGCCUGCCGUCUGAGGAGGAGGAUGUGGAGGUUGUGGUACCUGGCUCCUUGAGAAGGAUUCACUCCAUUAACAGACACAACCAGGCAGAGAGAACCAACUCUGACAUCAGCUUGGAGCAGCUCUACACCAAGAGACCAGUAAAGACAGCCCCAGCAGAAGCAAUGGUACGACCUACAGUACAGUGUUCCACACUGGGAUCCACUGGCAGCGACAAGAGUCUAAUCAGGGACCAAUGCCUGGACUCGGAUGAUGACUACGAUGACGUGGACAUUCCCACCAUCUGCACCAGGAGCGAAACCAUUCCACUAGAUGACAUCCCACCACCACUCCCUCCGAAGCCCAAAUUUUAUACCAGUUCAGAGGAGUUUGUGACAGGGGAGGACGAACGUGGCCGGAUACUGCGCACCCUCUACGCCCCCUCGCCGCUCCUGCGAACAUCUAGUGGCACCCACACACGCCCUGUCCCUCGUCCACGGUCCCAGCGAAACGUCAACUCCGACCCUGUUUCCUUCCCAUUACACAUAACAGACAGAUCAGCGGGCCUCCAACCGCCUGAGCUGCCCCCCAAGAAAGACAGGAGAAGGAGACAGCCCCCCCAGGAUCCGGUUGAAUGUCCCAGCCCUGUGCUGAAGAAACCACCAGUGUACUUUAAGAAAGUAUUUCAUGGCUGUCCAUUGAAAGUGAAUAGUUCAACGAUGUGGGACCAUCCGACAACCAAAGACCACCACCUGAUCCUGGGAGCAGACGAGGGGAUCUACACCCUCAACCUAAACAGCUCAGAGGCCACCAUGGAGCUGCUCUAUCCAGGAAAGUGCAGCUGGGUUUACACCAUUAGUAAUGUCCUCAUGUCAAUAUCAGGUAAGUCGUCCCAGCUCCAUUCUCACUUACUGAAGGAGUUGUAUGAGCAGGCCCGAAAGGAGCAGCGAAUGGUGGCCUUGCCAACCCACAGACUAUUGCCUAGGAAGUUUGCUGUCUCAUGUAAAAUACCAGACACCAAAGGCUGCAAGACCUGCUCAGUGGCCAGUAACGUGCAGCGGGGCUGUGUGUUCCUGUGCUGUGCCCUGGAGACCAGUGUGGUGCUCCUGCAGUGGUACGAGCCCAUGCAUAAGUUCAUGCUCAUCAAGCACUUUGACUUCCCCCUGCCCAGUCCCCUGCGUGUGUUUGAGAUGGUGGUGGCUCCGCAGCAAGAGUACCCUCUAGUGUGUUUCGGGCUAAACAGGGGCCCCAGUCCUGAGCAGCCCAUUCAACUGGACAACAUGAACCUCAACUCCAACACCUCUUGGUUCACCAACACUGGCUUAGAGAGCCGGUGUCCUGGCACAGUGCAGGUGAACCAGCUGGACUGUAACACUCUGCUGGUGCUCUUUGAGAAUUCAGUACACAUAGUGGGCCUGGAGGGGGUGCAGAGGAGCCACUGGACGCUUCAAGCUGAGACCACUUUCACUUUUGAUGUGGAAGCUGUAGUGUAUUUUGAGAACACUCUGCUGGCCAUGUGGCGUCAUGGCUGGCAGAGGAGAGGAGAAGGCCCAGACAUACUGCAGGAGAUCACAGACCCCAAGAAGACCUACCGCCUGGUGGGAUCAGACCGGAUAGUUGUCAUGGAGACACGGCAGUGUGAGGACCAUUCGGGGCUCUGUAACCUGUACAUCCUGGAGAUUGCCGAGAACUAUGUCCCAGUACCUUGAGAACUCUAGAACAUGGAACCGAGCUCAAAGUAGCACCCCUGCGAACACUCCAAGCAGCAGCCAUGGCACUGUGUCGUCCAUGCCAAACAAUACUGCUUUGCUGCUGGUUUAAAGGAGCACAGCCUGAAUUCAUCCCUCAUAAUAUGUGAGCAGCUUCCACUGCCAGCCCACACAGGCAGACUGUGCCCAGACACACAUGUGCAUUCAUUCCUCCACAAAUACCUAUUUAUCCUGUAACAUUACCACAGUACUUGCCCUCUGCUGCAACCUGGUCUCAGAGCAUUUCAUAUUAUUCUGUAUGUAAAUCAGCGGCACUCCAUUUAGUAUGAUAUGCUACGUUUCGUAUGGUAUGUAUUCUUUUGUGAAUGUCCAUUUCGUAUAUGUUAAAAAUUCCUAUUAUGUUUUGAAUUUGCAAAAUGUACAAUAUGUAACAAAUUUGCAAAAGUACGAUAUGUUACGAAUUCUAGCUAGGUGGCUAACGUUAGCUAGACUAGGGGUUAGGGUCAAGUGUUAGGUUAAAGGGUUAGGGGAAGGGUUAUUGGAAGGGUUAGCUAACAUGCUAAAUAGUUGCAAAGUAACUAGAAUGUAGUAAAUUAUUGAAAAAUUGCUAAUUAUCAUACUAAUUUCAGUGUUCCGGAAUUACAUUUACUAUGUUACGUCCAGUCUUUGAGACCAGGCUGUCUUUUUUUCAUCCACAGGCUCACACACAUAGGGGCCUACAUUUCCCAUCACAAUCAAUUCUAAUAAAUGGAGAACGUUACCCAAUAAAGAUCUUCCAAAUCUGA
Messenger RNA from Oncorhynchus masou masou (cherry salmon), 6286 nucleotides. Its product is annotated as mitogen-activated protein kinase kinase kinase kinase 5-like. The coding region runs from base 2877 to 5501 and encodes 874 amino acids. The record is from RefSeq and is a predicted model, not a curated record. Gene Ontology annotation, molecular function: MAP kinase kinase kinase kinase activity; ATP binding. The transcript is spliced from 31 exons. Gene Ontology annotation, cellular component: cytoplasm. Gene Ontology annotation, biological process: intracellular signal transduction; protein phosphorylation. NCBI's taxonomy places the organism in Eukaryota, Metazoa, Chordata, Actinopteri, Salmoniformes, Salmonidae.